GAAGAUGCCCAGGGUAUUGGGGUCAGCGUGGCAUUAGCCCAGCUCAAGCCGGGCGCCGCUGACUCAGCAUCCUGGCCCGGCCAACCCCAGCCGCGACAGUCCGGCACUCCCUCGAGCAGAGAUGGGAGAUGGCACCGGUGCUGCCCUUGGUGCUGCCCCUCCAGCUCCGCAUCCGCCUGGCGCAGGGGAUCUGGCUCCUCUCCUGGCUGCUGGCACUGGCCGGUGGCCUCACCAUCCUCUGUAGCGGGCACCUUCUGGGCCAGCUGUGGCCCCUUGGAACCUUCCUGGCUCCUUCCUGCCCCUUCCCUGCCCUGGCCCGGGUUGCCCUGCCAGCGGGGGCAGUGGCCCUGGGCACAGGACUGGUGGGUGCAGGAGCCAGCCGGGCGAGCCUGGAUGCAGCUCGGUACCCUCCCUGGCGAGGGGUCCUAGGCCCACUGCUGGUGGCCGGCACUGCUGGGGGCGGGGGCCUCUUGCUCCUUGCCCUGGGGCUAGCCCUGGGUUUGCCUGGGAGUCUGAGCACAGGACUGGAGGAAGGCCUGGGGACUGCCUUGGCUCACUACAAGGACACAGAGGUGCCCGGGCAUUGCCAUACCAAGCGGCUGAUAGAUGAGCUGCAGCUGAGACACCACUGCUGCGGGCGCCAUGGCUACAAGGAUUGGUUUGGGGUCCAGUGGGUCAGCAGCCGCUACCUAGACCCCAAUGACCAGGAUGUGACGGACCGUAUCCAGAGCAACGUGGAAGGUCUAUACCUGACUGACGGCGUCCCCUUCUCCUGCUGCAACCCCCACUCACCCCGGCCUUGCCUGCAAAGCCAGCUCUUAGACCCCCACGCCCACCUCAUCUUCGAUCCCCGGCAGCCCAACUUAAACCUCUGGGCCCAAGGGUGCCACGGGGUGCUGCUAGGGUACCUGCAGGGGUUGGCGAGCACUUUAGGCAGCAUACUGGCUGUCACCUUCCUGCUACAGGUUCUGGUGCUCCUGGGCCUGCGGUACCUACAGACGGCGCUAGAGGGGCUCGGCGGGGUCAUCGACGGGGAAGGAGACACCCAGGGAUAUCUCCUUCCUGGGGGGCUGAAAGACAUGCUGAAAACAGCCUGGCUGCACGGAGGGGUUGCCCACAAGCCAGCCCCUGAGGAGGCUGCCCCGGAAAAGGCACCUCCUGAGGAGGUUCUGCCUGAGGCCUAA
Messenger RNA from Orycteropus afer afer, 1184 nucleotides. It is a transcript of the gene ROM1, whose product is annotated as retinal outer segment membrane protein 1. Gene Ontology annotation, biological process: visual perception. The record is from RefSeq and is a predicted model, not a curated record. NCBI's taxonomy places the organism in Eukaryota, Metazoa, Chordata, Mammalia, Tubulidentata, Orycteropodidae. Gene Ontology annotation, cellular component: membrane.